GUGAGACUCAAGAUGGCGGCCAAAAACGUUGUCAGAUGUGCAAAUUUAUUACGAUCAUCUUUGACUCGAAACCUGAGGAAUAAUUCAGUAGCUGGGUUAUGUGUUGCUGUGAAAAACCACAAGUAUCAAGGUGCCAAUAGCAAUGUGCUUGCAAGUAAUAACCUUGUCAAAAAUAGCCUCACAAUGUUUACAAAAUCUGCUGCAGCAGUAUCUCAGUUUUCAGCAACAAACCCUGUUAGUCUGCUUGGAAAUGUUGAUAUCCGUAGUCUUAGUACAGGAUCAAGUUCUCUGACAGAAGCUAGUGGAGAAGAUGAGGAUGAACAAAAUUGUCCACCGUAUUCAUCAGAUGUCAUGAAAAAUGUGCAAGAUGAAAUGUUAAAGGGUGAAUCAAGUGGUCAGAUAUUUGCUGUGGUUCAUUUAGGGGGGAGCCAAUUUAAGAUCACUGUGAAUGACACUAUAAUUAUCAACAGAAUUGAUGCAGAAACUGGAGAUAGAAUACGUAUUGAAAAGGUUUUAUUAGUGGGUGGAGAAAAUUUUACCGUAAUAGGAACCCCAUUGCUGGCACGAGACCUUGUGAAGAUUGAAGCAACAGUCUUGGAAAAAACAAAGGGCCCUAAGAAGAUAGUGUUUAAAAUGAAACGGAGAAAGGGUUAUAGGAGAUGGAAAGAACACUUUCAAGAUCUAACAGUUCUGAGAAUAAACAGCAUUCAAGUGCAGCCUUCACUUUUAUCGUCUGCUCAAUAAACGCUCUACCAUUUGUUAUCUCAUUGAGGGAGGAUUUUAACAAAGAUCCACAAACAAAACAUGGAAUCAUCUCCAUUGUAAAGUCCAUGCAUGUAACGGAACUUGAGCUUGUGAUUUGGUUCUUUUUGUAGAAAAUAAAGUAAAACUCGACGAAUGA
Molecule: messenger RNA, 901 nt
Organism: Pocillopora verrucosa
Lineage: Eukaryota; Metazoa; Cnidaria; Anthozoa; Scleractinia; Pocilloporidae
Product: large ribosomal subunit protein bL21m
Biological process (GO): translation
Cellular component (GO): ribosome; mitochondrial large ribosomal subunit
Molecular function (GO): RNA binding; structural constituent of ribosome
Source: RefSeq, a predicted model, not a curated record